This is a messenger RNA of Staurois parvus, 342 nucleotides long. NCBI's taxonomy places the organism in Eukaryota, Metazoa, Chordata, Amphibia, Anura, Ranidae. The record is from the annotation of a GenBank genome assembly.
UUUCUUUUUUUAUUCUCAGGAUCCUGGGCACAGACUAUACUGACACAGACUCCGAAAGAGAUCACUGCAACUCCGGGACAGACAGUCACCAUCUCAUGUAAAUCUAGUACUGGUAUUGGUACCUGCUUAAAUUGGUACCAACAGAAACCAGGACAACGUCCAACACUGAUUAUCUGGUAUGCAUCCAAUCUUCAGUCUGGAGUCCCAGACAGGUUCACCCCAGACAGGUUCAGUGGAUCUGGAUCUGGAACAGAUUUCACUCUUACAAUCAGAGACAUAAAGGAUGAAGAUGAAGCAGAUUAUUGCUGUCAGCAGUGUAGCAGCUAUCCUCUCACACAGUGA